Molecule: messenger RNA, 2445 nt
Organism: Sinocyclocheilus anshuiensis
Lineage: Eukaryota; Metazoa; Chordata; Actinopteri; Cypriniformes; Cyprinidae
Product: sodium- and chloride-dependent GABA transporter 2-like
Exons: 14
Coding region: 84-1817 (577 amino acids)
Biological process (GO): amino acid transport; nitrogen compound transport; sodium ion transmembrane transport
Cellular component (GO): cell projection; plasma membrane
Molecular function (GO): gamma-aminobutyric acid:sodium:chloride symporter activity
Source: RefSeq, a predicted model, not a curated record
AAACCAGAAAACCCCCACAUUAAAGAGCAAAACCUGAGAAUAUACAGGAAACUUGACACUGCCGGCUGCCCUGCAACGUCCUAAUGAAAGGAGAGAAAGAGAUCACGACCAAGAUGGACCCGUCUAACGGGCUGAACCGGCCGCUGGAGAUUGUCCCGCACACGGAGGUGAAGAUGAAGGACAGAGGACAGUGGAGCAACAAGCUGGAGUUUGUCCUGUCGGUGGCCGGAGAGAUCAUUGGACUGGGAAACGUGUGGCGCUUCCCAUAUCUCUGCUACAAGAACGGUGGAGGUGCAUUUUUCAUCCCCUACCUGAUCUUCCUCUUCACCUGCGGUAUUCCCGUGUUUUUCCUGGAGAUUUCUCUGGGUCAGUACACCAGCGAGGGAGGAAUCACAUGCUGGAGGAAGAUCAGCCCGCUGUUUGAAGGUAUCGGUUACGCCACUCAGGUCAUCGUGGCUCUGCUCAACUUCUACUAUAUAAUAGUUUUGGCCUGGGGAAUAUUUUACCUGUCCUUCUCCUUCUCCUGGAACCUGCCGUGGGCCUCCUGCAACAACACCUGGAACACAGAUGCCUGCGUGGAAUUCCAAAGACGAAAUGAAUCCAUUGACCAAAGUUACCUUGAAAACGCAACAUCGCCCGUAAUUGAGUUUUGGGAACGCAGAGUUUUGCGGAUCUCGUCUGGGAUUGAGGAGAUAGGAACGCUGCACUGGGAUCUGGUCCUCUGUCUGUUGUUGGCCUGGGUUCUCUGCUAUUUCUGCAUCUGGAAAGGCGUCAAAUCCACCGGCAAGGUGGUGUACGUCACUGCGACCUUCCCGUAUGUGAUGCUGUUGAUUUUACUGAUCAGAGGGGUCACGCUGCCGGGAGCGUCCCGUGGGAUCCAGUUCUAUCUUUAUCCCGACUUGGGACGGUUAGCGGACCCGCAGAAGAGCCCACAAACCCACGUGAUAUCUGAGAACAGGCCACGGCACGGCCACCCAGAUGCAUCCCAGCAUUCCUUAACAUCAGAACAGCUUAAAACCUCUUCUGGUCCUGGUUUGGCGUUCAUUGCCUAUCCGCGGGCAGUGUCCAUGAUGCCCAUCUCUCCGCUCUGGGCCUGUUUCUUUUUCAUCAUGAUUGUACUGCUGGGGUUGGACAGUCAGUUCGUGUGUGUGGAGAGUCUGGUCACAGCUAUGGUGGACAUGUACCCGACUUUCUUCCGGCAGAAGAACCGCAGAGAGCUGCUCAUCCUCGCCGUGGCCAUCGUGUCCUUCCUCGUGGGUCUCAUUAUGCUCACAGAGGGUGGAAUGUAUGUCUUCCAGCUGUUUGAUUACUACGCAGCCAGUGGGAUGUGUUUGCUAUUCGUAGCUGUUUUUGAGACCGUCUGCAUCGCUUGGAUAUACGGUGCUAAUCGGUUUUAUGACAAUAUUGAGGACAUGAUUGGUUACCGUCCUGGGCCGUAUAUUAAAUACUGCUGGCUCUUCUUCACCCCAGCCACAUGUUUUGGUACGUUUGCGUUCUCCCUGAUCAAAUACACUCCUCUGAAGUAUAAUAACGAGUAUGUGUACCCGUGGUGGGGUUACGCUCUCGGCUGGCUGCUGGCGCUCUCCUCUAUGAUUUGCAUCCCGCUGUGGGUUGUUUCUAAACUGAGCACGGCCAAAGGUUCACUGAGAGAGCGUUUCCAUGAGCUCAUCACGCCCUCACCGGACCUCCCCAAAACCAGACGAGAGCAGGAGAAACUUCAGGCCAUCUUUGCAGCCGACGGCGACACUCUUCGCCAGCGAGGCGGUCCGACCAAAGACGGGUACUUCCCUGUCAGCGAGAAGGAGUCGCACUGUUAGCCCAGCCGUCCCAUGAUGGACCACUGUAUGUUUCCCCGAGGGUGGUGCUUCUAAACCUUCCCAUGAUACCUCACACAGUACUGGCAGCCAAAUAAGCAUUACGACAGACACGCCAGGGUGACGCUCCAGCUCUCCUCGGUCUGAGAGGGGAUUCUCUCUGUUCUCAUUGACCAGAGCACACAAAAACACAGUUUGUGUCAAUAUUAUAGACAGCAGAAUGUCACAAUGUAAUUUUAAACGUGAUAUUGGAGAGAAAGCUUAGGGUUAGCAAGCGUUACUUCUAAUUUAUGUCUUAACUAAGCCACAAAAGUGUCCCAUGCAUGGUCAGAUUUAAUUGGAUACGCAUUAUAGGCAAGACUCUAAGGCAAAAACAUUUUUCAUGCACUGGUCAAUAUUGAGAUUUUUGGCUAUCUUGCUUUCUAUAAUAUGUUUCUGAUUAAUGAAAAGAAAGCAUCUAAAAUACACUUUGAAGUUUUUAUUACACUUUAUCUAUUUGCAUCUGAGGAUUUAAAUUACAAUACAUAUUUUUUUUGAGGCCAUUUUCUCGAAAUGAGAUUUUUCUCCACUUACAGUAAGUAGUACGUACUUACACCAAACUUAAAAGUUUUAUUCAUAUUUAUAUUCUGAA